AUGGGCCUUUUCACUAAAUCCUCACCCAAGAAGAAGACCGAGCCUGACACCAAGGAAAAUAAGACGUCAUCUUCCUCUUCUUCACCACGACCACGACCACGACCACGAAAGUCUCCCUCAAAAUCUCCAGCAAAGUCCUCGGCACCAUCACCCACAAAGUCUAUCCGGGGCCAGGAGCAACCAUACCGAAAAGGUUCCUGGUCACGAAGCACACACCGCACACAAUAUUCCGCCGACACACAUCCUUUGAAUCUGCCGCCUGACGAGCGGGAGCGCCGUCGCUCGGCAAUGUCUUCAGAUGGCGAGCAGGAUGAGGACAGGUACCAAAUGGAUGUCGAUUCCGAGACCUCGGGAACAUAUCAGCAUACCAACGGACUGUCGGAUCACGACCAAAUGAAUGGCGAUGGCAGUCCUAUUCCUCCACCACACAAGACACCGUCACCGCCGCCAAAGCCAGCAUACGAUCCUGAGGCGUGCAAGGCUACAGGAAAUAAGUAUUUCAAAGCGAAGGACUACACAAGGGCUGUCCAAGAGUACACGAAAGCCCUCGCUGUUGAACCUCGAUCGGUCACUUACCUCUCCAACCGAGCCGCUGCUUACAUGUCCGCAAACCGAUUCGAGGAAGCACUAGAAGACUCAAAGACCGCCGAUGAAGUAGAAACACGGAAUCCAAAAGUCCUUCACCGAUUAGCCCGAAUAUACACCAGCCUUGGUCGGCCAUCGGAAGCCAUCGAUGUUCUCGACCGUAUAGCCUCCUUCCAAACAGUAACACAACAGGACCGGUCACCAGCACAGUCGAUGCAGACCGACAUAAAGCGAGCAGAAGAUGCUGUACGAGAAGGAACUACUGGCUCUAUGGCAAUACACGCACUGAAUCAAGCUGAGCGAGGAUUGGGAGUUGGUGUCGCGAAGCCAAGAAAAUGGCAAUUGCUGCGAGGAGAAGCUUAUCUGAAGAUGGGCAACCCCAAUGCACUGGGUGAGGCGCAAAAUGUGGCAAUGUCAUUACUACGCAAGAACAACCAGGAUCCAGAGGCUUUGGUAUUGAGGGGAAGAGCUCUGUACAGUCAAGGGGAGAACGAGAAGGCUUUGCAACAUUUCCGACAAGCCCUGAGCUGCGAUCCUGACUUCAAGGAUGGCGUGAAGUACCUCCGAAUGGUGCAGAAGCUGGAUCGGAUGAAGGAAGAGGGCAAUACAGCUUUCAAGGGAGGCAGAUUCAAGCAAGCUGUCGGUCUGUACAGCCAGGCUCUGGAGAUCGACCCGAACAACAAGGGCACAAACUCUAAGAUUCUGCAAAACAGAGCCAUGGCAACGAUAAAGCUCAAAAACUACAAAUCCGCCAUCUCAGACUGCACCCGCGCCCUCACUCUCGACCCCUCCUACACCAAAGCCCGCAAAACCAAAGCUCGCGCCCUCGGCGAAUCCGGCGACUGGCAAACCGCCGUCAACGAAUACAAAGCCAUUGCUGAAUCUUACCCUGAGGAGCCUGGUAUUGCAAAGGAAAUCCGCAACGCAGAGCUCGAGCUCAAGAAAGCGAAACGCAAGGACUACUAUAAGAUCCUUGGAGUGGAGAAGGAUGCCACUGACAAUGAGAUCAAGAAGGCGUAUAGAAAGUUGGCGAUUGUGCAUCACCCCGAUAAAAACCCCGACGAUGAGAGUGCAGCGGAGAGAUUCAAGGAUAUCGGAGAAGCGUACGAGACAUUGAGUGAUCCUGAAAAACGCGGGCGAUAUGACAGUGGUGAAGACCUCAUCGACCCUAGCGAGAUGUUUGCACAACAGGGUGGUGGCUUCCCGAUGCAAGGGGGCCCAGGUAUGAAUAUCAGUCCGGAGAUGCUGUUCAAUAUGAUGGGUGGUGCAGGAGGUGGUGGCGGUGGGUUUUCGUUCCAAACUGGGGGCAUGGGAGGAGGCAGUCCGUUUGGGGCGGCUGGCGGUGGAGGUGGGAGGUCGAGGCAGAGGGGUGGCUUUUCCGGGGGGAUGCCGGGUGGCUUUGGAUUCUGA
This is a messenger RNA of Letharia columbiana, 1995 nucleotides long. RefSeq lists its product as uncharacterized. The transcript is spliced from 3 exons. The coding region runs from base 1 to 1995 and encodes 664 amino acids. NCBI's taxonomy places the organism in Eukaryota, Fungi, Ascomycota, Lecanoromycetes, Lecanorales, Parmeliaceae. The record is from RefSeq and is a predicted model, not a curated record. Gene Ontology annotation, molecular function: protein binding.